CUGCUGAUCUCACUCCCCAACCUUUUUUUUUUUUUUUUUUUUUUUUUUGGUGUGUGUGUUUUUGUUUUGUUUUGUUUUGUUUUGAUAUUCUUGCCGUGUUGGAACUAGCAAGUGGUGAAGUGGUGGAGUCUCCGAAGCCUCAUCAGUCAUCGGACUGUCAGGAAUAGUGGUUUAAGAGGAAGCUCUUGGCCUGGGGCACUAUACCCUGUCAUCCAGUUCCCUGCCUCGGAGAUAAAGAUUCCAGCUACAUGGGCAAACGCCUGGAUCAGCCACAAAUGUACCCCCAGUACACUUACUACUAUCCUCAUUAUCUCCAAACCAAGUCCUAUGCACCAGCUCCCCACCCCAUGGCUCCUCCCAGCCCCAGCACAAACAGCAGCAGCAACAACAGCAGCAGCAACAGCGGCGGGGAACAGUUGAGUAAAACCAACCUGUACAUCAGAGGCCUUCCGCCAGGCACCACGGACCAGGAYCUCAUCAAGCUGUGCCAACCGUAUGGAAAAAUUGUAUCCACAAAGGCAAUUCUUGACAAAAACACAAAUCAAUGCAAAGGUUAUGGUUUUGUAGAUUUUGACAGUCCUGCAGCCGCACAGAAAGCUGUAGCAUCCCUCAAGGCAAAUGGCGUGCAGGCACAAAUGGCCAAGCAACAAGAACAAGAUCCAACAAAUCUGUACAUCUCGAAUCUCCCCAUUUCUAUGGAUGAGCAGGAGCUUGAGAAUAUGCUGAAGCCCUUCGGACAUGUCAUCUCCACAAGAAUACUGAGAGAUGCUAAUGGAGUCAGCAGAGGUGUUGGCUUUGCCAGAAUGGAAUCUACUGAAAAAUGUGAAGUGGUAAUUCAACAUUUUAAUGGAAAAUAUCUGAAAACACCACCAGGCAUCCCAGCCCCCAGUGAGCCUUUACUGUGCAAGUUCGCAGAUGGAGGACAAAAGAAGCGACAGAAUCAAAGCAAAUAUACCCAGAAUGGGAGGCCUUGGCCCAGAGAAGGAGAGGCUGGCAUGGCUCUGACCUAUGACCCCACAGCCGCCAUACAGAACGGAUUUUAUUCUUCACCGUACAGUAUUGCAACCAACCGCAUGAUUCCACAGACAUCUAUCACGCCAUUCAUUGCUGCUUCCCCUGUCUCCACAUACCAGGGUGCUGUGAUUACACCAACCAUGGACCAUCCUAUGUCCAUGCAGCCAACCAACAUGAUGGGUCCCCUGACACAGCAGAUGAACCACCUCUCAUUGGGAACAACAGGAACGAUUCAAUCCCAAGACAGGAUUAUGAUACUCCACCAGCUGUUGUGUCAGUAUAUGACUGCUGCUGCUCCUAUGCAAGGGACCUACAUUCCCCAGUACACGCCUGUGCCUCCGACAGCUGUUUCUAUUGAAGGUGUCGUUGCUGAUACUUCUCCCCAGACAGUGGCACCUUCAUCCCAGGACACCAGUGGUCAGCAGCAACAGAUAGCAGUGGACACAUCCAACGAACAUGCACCUGCAUAUUCUUACCAACAGUCAAAACCAUAAACAGAACUGAAGAAUGUUCAUCUGAAACUUUGCCUUGAAUGAAGAAACUUCAUUGAACAAGAAGUUAGUUGGCUUCCAGUUUGCACAGGCGUCAAUGGAAGGCUUUUUUUUUUUUUUUUUAAUUUUAUACUUUACUCGAUGAAAACAAAAAGUUUUUAUGUGCUGUGCAAAUGGUUCCUUUAUGUGGUCUGACAGUUUAUUUUAGCCAUCCUUUUUUUUUUUUAUAAUUAAAGAAAAAAAAUCCCAAGAAGAGGGGGUUAAACAUCACAGUUUUAUGUUUUAUCUAGAACAUUUAAAUUCAGAAUUUACCUGAAAGUGUAGAUAGAUUCUUUUUUUUAUUUUUUAUUUUUCUUUAACAGAAAACCUGAUGUCAAGAGGUGGGCAAACAGAAUUGGAACAAAUUGUCUUGCUCAGUAACUAAGCUACUUUCUCUCUUUUUCCUUUUUUGUUUAAAUCUUGUGUUUUUUUAUUAAUUUUUUUUUAGAAAUAUGUAGGUAAGGUUUAUCUUGAAUCUUAAUUGCCUUAAUUUUAAGGACGUCAAAGGCUCUCAAGGCAAGCUGUCAACGUCUGGUUAAAAAAAAAAAAUCAAGAAAAAUGGAAAUAUUGUGCCAGCUUUAACUGGUACAGAAGUUUAAGACUAUGAGUUUUUAGGGUGAAAAAAAAAAAACUGUACAGUUUAAAAGAAAAUGUUUUUUCUUCAUUUGAAGAAAAUUUGUUGAUAAAAGAAACCAUGGCAACUGCAAGAAUUGGGAAAUGCUGGGACUUUUCAUGAACUUUGUCUUAAGUGUUGACACAAAUCAUUCUAGAAGGCUAAAACAUUUUACAGUAAAGUUAUUCAUGUUGGUUUUAAAACAACUGCAUUAGAAAUAAUGCGUGUUUGGGGGGCAGAAUGCAGAUUUUUUUUAUUUACAAAGCGUGAUUGCUAGCAAAAGCAUUAGUGCUUUUUAUCUGCAGUCUUUUUUAUGAGCUUUACAAAGUUUUUAGUCAGCUUUGCUUGUCACAUUGCAAAACCUAGCUUAAGAGCAUUAAAAAAACAAAACAAAACAAAAAAAAACUUAAGUAGAUAGGAGCUUAUGGUCAAAAAGUGCAAAAAACAAAAAAAGCAAUAGAUAGAGAAAUUGUUGACAAUUUCUGUAGUCUUUCCUAGUUGUGAUCAAAUUCAGCCUAUGGAUGGCCUAUUUUAUACCAAAGAUGAAGUGACACCCUAUUACAGUCCAGAGGGUAGAGGUUGUUAAUUCUGUUUUGUUUUAAAAUUUUUAUUUGACCUACAUGGCCGGACCAGUUUUUUGUCCUUUGUUUAAACUAUCUUCCACUGGUGUUUUACUUACUGCAAAAGAAAAAAAAAAGUGUUUUUUUUUUUUUUAAGUCUUUGUUGAUAUUAGAAGCUUGUACCUGCUGUGUUCAACAGUUAUAGCAAGGAGAGUCCUGGGUACCAAUUGAUAGAGCCAAGAGGCUUUAAAUCCUGUGAGCUUUUCUGAUUCCUUGCUAACUCUCUUCAAUAGUGAAACCUGUGCUGAUGGCCACCAAUAAGCCAAGACACUUGUUUAACAGGUUGGAAUUUCUUUGUAUGAAUUUUGAACUAAAGAUGCUUCCUGAACAUGAUCUGAAAGGUCACUUGUCAGAAAAGCUGAGUGAUAUUGUGUGCAAUGGUGAGUGGUCUCUGAAAAGGUCUCAUUUUGUAACAGUCUUCCUUCUAAAUUCUAACACCUCCUGGUUUUGUCUUCUCACUUCAGUCUUUUGUCAUCAUCCACCAUGAAUAGCCACCUUGAUUGUGCAAUUGAGGUGGGGGGUAUCUUCUUUUUGCCUCUUUUCAUAUCUUGGUGAUGCCGGAAAGAAAGACAAAACAGACGUUUCAUUUCAGUUUAAUUAUCCAAGGCAAGCAGGACUAAUAAGAUUGAGGGUUCUCUUAAUGGAAUUUCUGAAAAAUGCUAGUUGACAAUCAAGUAAUUGUAUCAUUUUUAAUCAAUAAGAACCAAAAGAAUUAGGUUUGAUCAAUGAUAAAAGCCAAAGGAGAUAUAUGCACUUAGGACAAUGCAAAAGUUUGUUUAAAAUUAAAUUGACUUACCUAGAAAACAUCUUUGCAUUUUGAUUCAUCAAGUCCACGUUCAACUUAUACAGUUUUACCUGAAAUUAGAGACAACAGAAUGGAAUUUUGCUAAUUGAACCAAUUGCUAAAAUGGCUUUGCRAAUGAAUCAUUUUAAUCAAAUAGGUGAAAAUCUUUUUGCAAACUAAAGAAGUCACAGGAAUCUGACUUAUUCCAUAAAGAAGGAAGAAAUACAUGAAGUGCACUAUAGAAGAAAACAGGGUAGGCUUUUGAAAACUAAAAAAUUCAAAAUGUAAAUCAUAUUCUUGUUAGGGCAACAUGAGUAAGGAGGGGGACUCAUAGAAAAUUGCCACUUUUUUUCACUAUUUAAAUGGACCCUUGUUCUCUUAUUUGCCACCCCAGAUAUUGGAAGCUCAAACCUACAGAAUGGCUCCAUAUCUCUGCAGUCAAACUAAUAGCAAAAGUGUAUCCAAGGAAAUGUCACAUGUGCUACAGAGAAAUUCAGCUGGUCACACCCUUCCUGAUGGUUUUCUGUUUCUAGAGAGAAUCCUAGAAUGACACAUUCUUUGGUAUCCUACAGCUUCCCAAGUAUUGCAAGAGUGGCACUUAAGUUUUGCCUUUGAAUAGUGGGUCCCCAAGUUACAGGGGGUAUAAGAAAACAUCUUUGGGAACUGUAUUUUCUGUUCUUCCUUUUCACUCUCUGAAUUCUUUGUAUAAAUAAGGAUUAUCCUAGGCAUAAUUCAUUUGAAUAUGAAACCAACAUGCUUUCCUUUGUUUAUGUAAAGAAAAUAUACCAAAAAACAAAUAUUAAUGUGAUACAAAGAAAGUCUCAUUUACACAAUCAACAAUGAGGCUAAGAGGUAGCUACCAUGUGGCUGAUGAAUGUGCCUAGGUAACUUCCUGUUUCUAUUCAAAACUGCUGCUUUAUUUAUACAUUCAGAAACAUUUUUUUCAACUAUGAAAUUUCAGUAAUCUCAAUUUUUUUAAGCCACUUCAGGCGAAAGGAAAUUACCUGUCAUUUUAUGUGUCCAUGUGUGUUUUGUGUUUAGAUUGUUUAUGUCAUGCCAUUCUAUAAAAUUUCAAACCAAAAAGAAGAAAAAAGCAAAGUUCAAAUUUGCCCCCUUUUCCUGACAUCUUACCUAAUAACUGUUUCCAAGUGUCCAGUUUGGGGUUGGGGGUGGCGCAUCCACAGGUAAGCAGUGCUACUCUAAGUGAAAAAGAAAGAAAACCAAAAUAUGUGUUCAAUAUAUGUGGGCAUCAGCAUCCUAAUCUAAUUCACCGUAUAUAGUGUGGUGAUUUUAGUACUAUUUAAGACUAUAACCUUUUUUAAAGUUGAAGUUGAUUUUCCAAGUAUUCUGAUUCACCAGAUUUUUAAGUAUUUAUUGAAAUAUCUAAAAUUGGUUCUUUAUGACUGCAAUUGCCAAGACUUAGCCUACCCAUUAGGAAACAAACUACAGCCACAAUCCAUGUAAGACAAACACUGUCUCAUCUAAACUCAGUUACUAGGUCAGUGGGAGAAUGGGUUUAUUCUAAUGAAAAGGUGUUGUCAGGAGAAGCAAUGUAUGUAGUAACUGGACAUUCACAGGGCAUGMCCAUUGUCUUCUAAGGACAAUUAAUGUAGCCCAAGAGAACUAAAGUCACAGGAGCAGGUGAUGAAUACUGCUUGUCAUAAAUGCUGACAUGUUUUGAAUAUUAACAAAUCACAAAAUAUUUGAAAGAAAAAAAUCCUCCACCUGAUUUCAAUUUGGCUAGAAUUAGUUUGUUUUCUUGGAAAAUUUCAACUCUUUAGAAUAUUGUCUCCAUAUUUCGCUUAAAUUAAUUCUUGUGACUAUUAACAGACAUGCCACCUUUGAAAGCACAUGACUCACUUCCACCCCUUGUAAUGCAAAACUACUUGGUUUUAAAAGCAUGUGCAUUGGAAAUGCAAGACCAAGAGCUGAAAAAAGCUGAUGGAUCAAACAGUUUGCAUUAUUUCCCUAUGCCAACAAAAUACAUCAUGGGCCUCAUUGCCAAACUGCUUUAAAAUCACUUUUAGCUCAUGUAUGACCAAAAACGGACUUCAUUUUGUUCCUCCACCCCAGAAAUUUUAUUUGAAAAAUAAUCAGGGUGUCUAUUAUAUACCUAAUUACUUUUGCACUGGCCUAAAAUCCCCAUUGGUGGAAAAGGAAAUUUUAUUGGGAUAGGACCUUGAGAAUUUCUUCAUGAUUAUAAAAAGUUUCAACAGGCUCUCCAGAAACAGUUAUGAUGUUAGUAGACUAAAAAUGCAUUUGACAAAUUGGUCUCCUUAAUUUGAGUGCAUGAACCACUUAUCAGAGGAGCAGAUAAGCAGAUAAAAUUUCUUAAGUGUGUUUUAGUGAUCAAUGUUUUUUAUAUGAUUUCAAAUCAAGCAAGGGGCAAUAUUUAUAUAAAUGUAUAAUAACAUUCAGUGCAUUUGAGGAAUCACACGUUGUAAUACAGUAUUAACACAUCAUAAUGAUGAUAACACAUCAUUUUUAUUUUGACUAUAGUAGAGAGGAAAGGAUGAGACUUUGUUUUUUUKUGUGUGUUAUGUGGCUGGCAUACUUCAAAAUUUUGAGUCCAGUGGAACUGACAAGCUUCUCACUUCAAUCUGAGGGACUGACAGAAUUUAAACAAGGCUCACUGAUUGUGUGCACUAUACUCUCCCUGUGGCAAAGCGAUAAUGGGAUUUCAUUAACCAAUCAAUUUGCUUUACAAAUGACAUCCACUGUGGGGUGGCAUUGGAAGACAGUUGGGUCUGACUCAAGGUUAACAUUUCCUACCAAAACUUUUUAAAAUAUAAAAUUGGUCCCUUAAUCCAAAUGUUAUUGGGCAUGACUAUUAGUUGUGCGAGUUGCAUAUGGAGUUCAGGAAAAUAGGAAAACUAAAUACCAAGUCCCCAUGUGGUCCCAAAGACCUUUUCUGAUGUGGGAGAGGAGAGUUCACCCCAGAUUACUGAUUUCUUUUAGUUUUAUAUCCCAACAUGGAGAUGUUCACUAUCACAAAAAAGGGAUGGAUGACUUCUCAAAUAUUCGCUUCUAUGUGUUUCUGGGAGGGAAAAUACUUUAAUGGAUCAAGAAAUGGUUCUUCUAUUCAGGAAGCUUUCAAGCCAAAACUCUGGUGGGAUGGAGCUUGGUGCCUGCAGGAAGAAUCACAAGGCUACUGGGUCACACUUGAGCUUUUCUUAAUACUGCCCCAAUUUCUGCGUUUUGCAGAAAUACAAUCACUCUCAAUUUUUGAAGGGCUAAUUAUCUACUUUGUGGAUGUGUUUUGUCUUUCUUCUCAAGGAUUAGGCCUUGGGCUCUGUUUCCUUUCAUUAUUAUUUCACCCUGAGGGUGGAGAAAAGAAACAAUUGGAAAUAAAAUUCAAAUCAGUCUACUUUAUUUCUUCUUAAAUUUUGUUUUAUGGAAGGUGUUUACAAGAAAUCAUUGGCAAAAUUAAUGUGCGUGCAUUACAUACUGUGGAUUUUGAGAAUUCAUAAUGUUCUUUUUCCAUUUACCACAAACAAUUGAGAGUUGGCUGUAUUCUUGCAGAAUAAAAAUGAAAAAAAAAACCAAAAAAAAAAAAAAACCGUGGUAAAGAAUUUGGCUUCCCUCAAAAGAAGCUUGUUUGGGUUUCAUUUACUCUACUGAAAUUUAAGCCAAUAGAAAAGAUCAACACAAUUUCUGUUAUGAUAAUAUAAGAGUAACUCUUGGUUAAAUGUGCACUCUUAUUCCUACUUUAAUUCUUUGACCAAAAAGAAAGGGGGGGAAAAAAAGAAAGAAAUUGCAUAUGUUUUUUAACUUGGCAUUACUAUAUCAAGGCUGAAAGACUUUGACACUCCAGUGGAUAUUUUUAUGAUCACCUUAAAAUAAGUUCAAAGUUUAACAUCAGUGUUAUACUUUGUCCUUAACCCCUCAGUCUUAGAUGAUUAAGAAAGAUGCUCUGUCCUCCUCCCCAAAAUGUGUUAUUUCUUCAUAUGCAAAAAAAAAAAAGAGUUAUUCCAUAACUUUUAGGAACUGUGACAAUUAUUUCAAAGAGAUACUUGGAAAAGUUUUCUUCACUCUGGAAAUAAAUGCUUCCCUUUAUUUAAAAGGAAGGAUAUAAUUGGAAUCUUAAUUUUAAGAAAAACGUGUAAAAGUACUUGUUAUGACAUUCAGUUUCUAAGAAAAAUAGGACACAGCUUCUUUUUAAAAACCCUUAUUUCAGGCCAUAUUCAACAUCAUGGAACUUCUGAAACAUCGUUCAGUUUUAAACUUUAUUUCAGAGCAUUUUUUUAUUUUAUUUUAUUUUAUUUUUUUGUACUGCUGUCUCUGACUGUCGAGGAAAGUUCUGUAAUUCUGUGGUGUUUCUGGUUUUAUUUUUAAUUUUUUUCAUCUGUACCACAGUCCAAUGAAAUACCAUUUCCCCUAUUCCUUGGGCUUUCUGUAGAUCAGUGGAUGUUAGGUUUAAAUUUCUGUUUUCUUUGAUGAAGCUUUCAAUAAAAAAUGACAAUAAAAUCAA
Molecule: messenger RNA, 8032 nt
Organism: Urocitellus parryii (Arctic ground squirrel)
Lineage: Eukaryota; Metazoa; Chordata; Mammalia; Rodentia; Sciuridae
Source: RefSeq, a predicted model, not a curated record